Molecule: messenger RNA, 1400 nt
Organism: Alligator sinensis (Chinese alligator)
Lineage: Eukaryota; Metazoa; Chordata; Crocodylia; Alligatoridae
Gene: ADAD2
Product: adenosine deaminase domain containing 2
Exons: 7
Biological process (GO): adenosine to inosine editing; RNA processing
Cellular component (GO): nucleolus; cytoplasm
Molecular function (GO): double-stranded RNA adenosine deaminase activity; tRNA-specific adenosine deaminase activity; double-stranded RNA binding
Source: RefSeq, a predicted model, not a curated record
CCACCAGAGCUGAUCCCCCAUGAGCAGCGCUGCGUCGCCAUCGCCAGCGACUUCUUCCAGCAGCUCCUGGCCGGCGACUCCGCGCUGCAGGGCUGCAAGAGCAGCCUGGCCGCCUUCCUGCUGGAGAGAGAGGUGCCGCCUGCCAGUGCAAGCUGCCAGGAGAGCUACGAGCUGGUGGCGCUGGGCACAGGCAAGGCUGGGGCCGGGGCUGGGGCCUUCCUAGAGUUCGGGGGUCGGCGGCUCCAUGACACUCAGGGGCUGGUCCUUGCUCGACGGGCACUGCAGAGGUACCUGUACAAGCAGCUGCUGUUGUGGGGGCAGCAGUUGGACACCCCUGCCCGGGCCCACUGUAUCCUGGAGCUGGGGGGUGAUGGGGGGCGCCUGGGCCUCAAGCCCGGGGUCUUCCUGCACCUGGUCCUGGCCCAGAAGCCCAGUGGGGCCCUCACCAGCCCCCUGCUGCGCUGGGAGGCGCUGGGGCUGCAGGGGGCCCUGCCCAGCCUCUUCCUGCAGCCACUGCCCCUGACCAGCCUGGUCCUGGCGGACCCCUGGGCCAACCAGGCCCAGCUGAGGGCCCCGUGCCCGGUGCUGCCCUCGCUGCCACCUCCCUACGACACCCAGCGCCCGGCGCACGUGUUUCAGGGGCCCCCCAUGGCUCCCCCACCUGCCAGAUCCCAGCCCCCAGCCCUCAGCCUCAACUGGUGCAGGGGUGACAAGGCUGUGGAGGUGGUAGAUGGGGCAACGGGCAGGGUCCUGCCCAGCCCACUGUGCCCCGCCGGAUGCCCCCAGCCCAGCCGGCUGUGCAAGGCAGCCAUGCUGAGCUACUUCCGGCAUGCAGCCAUGAUGCUCAGCCGACCCCAUCUUCUGGCGCUGCCCACCUACCGCCAAGCCAAGGACCAUGCUGAGGCCUAUCAGAGCGCCAAAGCCCAGUUCAGCGCCCACCUGGCCCGCAGCAGCCUGGGCAACUGGCCCCAGAAGCAGCUGGUGGACAAUUUCCCCUCGUAGCCACUGGCGAUGGGGUGGGAGGGCAGCAAAGCCUCAUGGGAAGCAGGGGGAGUUCACUCGUUGUUGUGUGGGGGUGCAGGGGGGGGUCUGCUUACGCUGGGGGAGAGGAGGAUUCUCCCCCUGUGCCUGGUGGGGGGAGAUGGGCAGGUUGGGGGGCGGAGCCUCCAGGAUUUGGAGGCGGGGUUUGUCCCCCCAGUAAGGGUUAAUGCUGGUUAGUUUGGGGUGAAUUGAGCAUUAAAGCAGCCUGUUGUGCACAGCCCCUGGUGCUUGGAGAAGUGCUGUUCCCUGCACUGCCAGCUGCUCCCCUAGUUCCCGUCAGCCCCACAAGACUGAGGCCACGCCCCUUACUCCCUACCAUGCUUCUUUUGCCCCACUCGAGGGCAAAAUAUCCACACCCC